ACAUUUUACCACUCGGGAAAGCAUUCCGUUUGCAAGCUCACGCACACACGCUCAAAGCGCAAUCUCGCUAGCUGUCAUAUUUGCAGCCGAAGUAAACAAACCGGCUGUCAUUAGCAGCAGGCAACAGCAUAGUUUCGUCGAGUAAUUUGCUACGCACUGUUAGUUGUUUUCAUUGGAGUGAAAUUGUGGCAAAAGACAAUUAAAAGCUCCUUUACUCGAUGGAGCAGUUGCUACCGUCUUCAUCUGCAUCAGUUCGCAAGAUGAAAUCGAAAGAGUCCAACUACGAUCCCAACAUUCAUCGUUUACCCUGGUACGGUGGUCUCCUGCUGAUUGGCCUGGUAGCGUUCUGCGGCACGGGAAGUUAUCUGUCCUUCUUCUACCUACCCCCGGCCCUCACCGAAGCCGAUCUGGCCAGCCAUCCGUUCGCGUUCAAUGGUGCCCGAGCGUGGGAUAGUCUCACGCGUCUCGAUGCACUCGGCCCAAAACCGACCGGUUCGCGAGCCAACGAAGAAUUGGCCGUCCAGCUGCUGGAGCAGGAGUUUGCCCAGCUGAACGCAUCGCGCCACCCUGCCCAGGAAGUGCUGUACGAGAAGCAGAUAGUGUCGGGCCAGUAUGGGAUCAAUUUUUUCGGCAGCCAGUUGACAAGCGUGUACCGGCGGGUGCAGAAUUUGAUCGUGAAGCUUGCCGGUCGGGAGGAUCAGCAUGCGUUGAUGUUGAACUGCCAUUUCGAUUCCGUUGCGAGCAGUCCGGGUGCGAGCGAUGAUUGUGGCAGUUGUGCGGUCAUGUUGGAGCUUUUGCGCGUUCUGUCACGCGCGCCGGAACGCAACCGUCAUCCGGUCGUGUUUCUGUUUAAUGGGGCCGAAGAAACGCCACUGCAGGCUUCACACGGUUUCAUUACCGGGCACCGGUGGGCACAACAGGUACGUGCCUUCCUGAACCUCGAAUCGGCCGGAUCCGGUGGUAAGGAGCUGCUGUUUCAGAGUGGCCCCAAGCAUCCGUGGCUGAUAGAAGCGUACUCGCGAGCCGUUCGGCAUCCAUUUGGCCAGGCAAUCGGUGAGGAGAUCUUUCAAUCCGGCUUAAUACCGUCCGAUACGGAUUUUCGCAUCUUUCGCGACUUUGGCCACAUACCGGGGCUGGACUUUGCGCACAUCUUUAACGGCUACCGGUACCAUACGCGGUACGAUUCGGUGAAGUACCUUUCGCCGGCCGUUUUACAGCGUACGGGCGAUAACGUUCUUUCCUUGGUACGACUCCUUGCCAACGGUGACCAGCUGGCCCGCAGUGUAGGCGAACCGUCCGAGGGAACGAUGGUGUUUUUUGAUUUCUUGGGCAUAUUUUUCAUCUCGUACUCGGCGAUCGAGGGCACGGUGCUUAAUGUGAUCGUAUCGAUAGUUGCGCUACUGGCUGGCUGCUGGAGCGUUCUUUCCUGCGUCGGUUGGCGUAACUGGCGCUCGAUGGGAUUGGAAAUGCUGCAUGGAUGUGUGGCUACGUUGGUCGGUGCUGGGGCAGCAAUAGGGGUGAAUCUUGCCACCGCUUUCGCACUGGAUUACGCCGCGGAUCGUUCGAUGUCGUGGUAUUCAUCGAGCUGGCUUGUAAUCGGCCUGUAUUGCGUACCAUCGUUGGUGUUGCUGUUCGUUGUUCACCGCGAAUUCCACAGACUAUUCAGCAAAUCGAAGACCGUCCUGUCCCUAACACUGACGGUUCAGGCUCGAAUUACCGGCGUAUCACUGUUUUGGUCGCUGAUCACCCUUGGUGCUACUGCGUACGGACUUCGAUCGGCUUACAUUAUCGUCGUACUGCUCACGCUGUCUCUCUUGAGCACUGUGCUAAUCACCGUACUAAAGCUACAAUCGUUCCCAUCCGGCUACUGGCUCACCAUUUACCUAAUCGUGCAGUGCGUCGCCCUUCUCUGGACCACACAGUUCUAUCACAUCUUUAGCAACAUCUUCAUACCCAUCUCGGGCCGUUCAGGAGCGACCGAAAAUCCAGAUCUCAUCAUCAGCACUGUCGCGGCGGCCUGUACCAUUUUUGCCACUAGCUUCCUUGUGCCACUCGUCAACCUGCUGCGCAAACCGUACCGUACAAUCGGCACGCUUUUCGCGCUCUUUCUAGUCACGUUAACACUGGCCACAGUUACUCCGGUCGGAUUCCCUUACACUGCACCCGGCGCUACGCCUGCGGACGCGCCCAAGGUGCAGCGCAUACUGGCUCAGCAUACGGUGCGUCAAUUUUUCCAACCGAACGAUACGCAAACGGUACGUUUCACCGACGCUGGCUACCUGUUUCGGCUGUGGGAUCGUCACAACGAGCGUACGGUGCGUGCGGUGCUGGAAGCACGGUACGGAAACGGUACGGGAAGCAGUGCACUCGAUCCAACCCAUUUGCCCGAAUGCAAAACGGAAAUCUUCUGUGGCAUGCCCGUGUCGGCAGUGCGAUUUGAUUCGCUAUGGUCACCCCAAAUCCAAAACCGUCCAAACACACCGGACAUGGUGCAGCUAUCGCUGAAUGGCUGGCAGCUGGUCCAGCGCACUUCCAACAGCUCCCGGAUAAAGCUAGCGUUCAGCUUGAAGGGAAGCUUUCAAUCCUCGCUUCUGGUACGUCCGAGGCGCAACGUAACCUUACACGACUGGAAUCUUACGUCGGAUGUGCCGGCACAGCUUGCAGCUGGCAAACAUAAGGCGUACUUCGUACUGAUCACCCACGGACUCGCGGGAGAACCGAUGACAUUGAUGCUUGAACUGGAAGCUACCAGCAACCCGGCAGACUCGAUGAAUGCGCCUUUGGUGGAUAUCAGCGUCACGUCCAACUUUUGGGAGUACCACGAACACUUUACAGACGAAUUUAGGCGCUUUGUGUCGUCGUUCCCCGGAUGGGCACAUGUAGUACCGUCGGUAACUGUGACAAACGUUUAUAGUUUUUAAAUGUUACAUCGUCCUGCUAAAUUAGCUACAUAAGUUUGGGAAAAAUGGGCGUUUUGUUAAUCUUUCUUGGAAGCGUGGAUUAUUGGCAGCGCGAGACCGAAUCGCGAACGGUAAAAAUGACUGAACUGUAUUGGAAGAUCUGAUCUGAUGUGAUCACAUGCGAAUAAAGGAACUGAGCACAGUGAA
This is a messenger RNA of Anopheles stephensi (Asian malaria mosquito), 3107 nucleotides long. RefSeq names its product endoplasmic reticulum metallopeptidase 1-like. The record is from RefSeq and is a predicted model, not a curated record. The transcript is spliced from 2 exons. Bases 219 to 2921 code for a protein of 900 amino acids. Gene Ontology annotation, molecular function: metalloexopeptidase activity. Lineage: Eukaryota; Metazoa; Arthropoda; Insecta; Diptera; Culicidae. Gene Ontology annotation, biological process: proteolysis.